CAAUCUUAGUCGAGUCUCAGUCGUCCAGAAGGCGGCCCGUCUCCAUAGCAACGGGAAUGUUGAAGCGAUCGCUGAGCGGGAUGGAGGCGAGGCCUCAGGUGGACCGCGGAUGGCGGAGGCGGCGGGUUUGCGAGUGCGAGGCUGCGGGGCUUCCCUCAGAGAGGCCUCAAAGGAGCUCCUUGGCAACAGCCAAAAAACCAACACAACCCACAAGGUCGGCUUUGUGAAUCUAGGGAGGCGCCCGGCUCUUUGCGAGGAUGAGCAGCAGAGAAAGCCAUUGCUGGUUGAGGAAGAAAAUGGGGUCUUUACCAUUGAAGACUUGGAAGAAAGCUUACGAAACCUGAAGGUUCAGGUGGACGGCUUAGCCUCCAGUCUUACUGUCCAUCCAGAUCGAGAUUACCCUUCUUCUCUGGAACACCUGGCUGACCCAAGUCCCUUAAGUUCCAAAUGGCACCCAUCAGGGUCACCCUCAGAGACCGAAUGGUUACUGAGAGCGAAGCGUCUUGCGAGAUCGUUAGACGAUAACUUGAAUUUGAUGGAUGUGGCCAUUCCAGCCUUACAUUCAUCCCCGCUAAAUGAAACUUCAGGAUUCUUUGGCACUGCGAGUCAGAACUCUCCUGCCUUGGGGGAUCUUUCUGCCCCGUUGAAACUGGGGGCCCCUCAUGUGAUCGGCGUCAAGUCUUUGCUGCCCCCCAAGAUCCCAGUCCGAGCUUGCUUGCCAGAAAGAUCCUCUUUCACGUGGCGCAGGGGCCGUUCGCUGAGUCACUCUGAGGUUACCCACUCCUGCUCCUUCUCUCCGGAUGCCAAACGUCCGCGUUGGCUCCGGUCACGCUCUCAGUCUCCGAGGCCUAUCUGGAGGCCCACCUCGGCUAAGGCGAAUGCCUGCGCCCAGCCUCCGCCUCAGCUGGGGAAGCCCAGGGGAGUCAGGAAGAAAAACACGUCAAGCAGACAAUCGCGGUUGAGGUUCUUCAGGCCAGGGACAUUAGCACUGAAAUCCUGGACUUCCACUAAGGCAGUUGGACAGAGGACACCGAGGGAGUCUUGGAGUCCUUACAGUUUGGCUUCUCCUGAUCUCUCCUCACCCACUGCAGAAGAGAUCAACGAACGCUUCCUGCAGACGCUUUCUGAAAGCACAAUGGGGAGAGACCUGAUUGAAAUGUCUCCGUACCAGAAAGAGCUGGCUCGUCUCCGACUCGAGCGCCUGCGUGUGGAAGAGGGCUGGCUGUUGGAAUUAAAGAGGCAGCAGGAACUGGAACGAACCCGUGGCCCCAGGCCCAAGUGGUACGAAAUGAGGGACUCUCAAUUCCACUACGAAGCCCACAAGAACAACAAACUUCUGAGAAGCAGCCCAGAGAUACAGUCGGUCUUCGAUUAUAGGGAGGCGCUAUCAAGAGCAUCGAAAGACUUCCAGCAGCAACAGAAGCCCACUUCUACCUCCCUCAAGGCCUACUGGUAAAGAGCCGAAGGAGACACUGGGCAUUAGAGGAGAUAGAAGAAAGGCAGGUCAGGAUGAGCAGGGCCUUCCUCUGUUCCCAGUGAAUGAUGGUCUGUUUUUUGGCGGGUGUGUGUGUGUGUGCGAUUCUGAGUGCCCAGCCCAGUCAUUUUUUAUGCCUUGAUUGCUCAGAGCUGAUUUAAACUUUGAGAACUGCUUAGUGGAGUGAAAUGAAGUGAGCAAAGAUUCCUUGCUAGAGAAAAAGGUAACCGGAUAUCCUGAUUUACUGGGGAGGAACUACGCCAAACGUCAGACAUCUCUGUGUCAAAGGCAGUGUGGGUUGUUUUCUGGCUUGGUGUGUGCAGAUUUGAUGUGUGUGCGUGUGCCUUUUUUUGACCCCUGAAUUUGAUUGUUGUUGCCUGCAGUCUCAAGCCAGUUCAGCAAAGGACACUCACUCUGGAUUUCCCCUCAUUUGCUUUAACUUUUUGAUUAGGAGGGCACCGAAUAAAAAACAAAACAAAACCUGAUUUACUAAUCAAGAAAAUCUUCUUUGGCUCAAACAAAAAAAGAUAAAUAUUACCCUAGAAGAAGAAAAAAAAAAUGAGCAUACACGUUUUCCCUCUUUUAUAGAAUGCUUUUAUAUUUGGUUGCUUUCGUAUUUCAACGUAGCGGUAGUUUUAAAUAUUUUUUUGAGAUUCGUUUAAUUCUUAGACUUGCAAAAGAGAAGAUAUCUAACCUGUAACUGACAUGCCGGAGGGGGUUCUAGAUAUACACAUCUCUUUUAUCGAAGCGCUCUUUUUUAUGGCUGGCUCACAAGCAUUUUCGUAUCGUCCUCGGUGAGUAACUGCAGAAACUUAUCUUAACGUGGAAUAAAUCCAACCGAGGGAUUAAAACCAUCCCGCUAUUAACACAAAUUAUUCGAUAAUGAAUUAUCCUCAUUGAUCAGUCAUGCCCGUGCCUUGAAUUUGUGAGUGAAAAAAUAAAAGCAGCUCACGUUAACAAGAAAAGAUUCCUUUGAAAUAACUAUUCGACCCAGCUUUCCCAAAUUACAGAAUUACAGAAUUGGUUUAUCUAAUUACCUAGGGGCAAGCUCUUAUAAUCUAAUAAGAUAGCAGUCCUGAGUACAUAACGUUUCAAAACGUGUGCAUUUUGUCCAGUUUCAUACUUAACCAUUUGCCGGUUGACAAGAAAUUCCACACUGGACAGAGAUGGAUAUCUUUCUCUGCCAAUCAGUUUUGUUCGUAGGAGCUCUCUUACCUAUUUCUGAUUUUGCUAGCCCUCUCAAUGAUAUUUCUUCUUGUUUUUUAAUGUUUCAAACUUGGGGGUUUCUAACGGGUCUUCUACAUUCACUGUACAGAUGUCAUUACACCGGCAAUAUCCGAGCAAGCUAAUUAAAAAUACAGACUUCAUCAGCCAAUUAACAUAUCCCUUUCCUCCCUGUUUAAACCUCUGCUCCAUCCUACCCCACCCCGCACACACUGCAUGGCUGUUUAUAUACUUCUUUGGCUUGAUCUUUCCUGGCAUGACACAGGAUCUGAGUGCCCUCAAGUACCCUGCAGGAAAUUAAAUCUCUCUUUCUUUCCCCAGUUUCUGCCCUCCCCCCAAAAAACCUCGUGUCAACAGAUCACAAUGUUCCCAAGUCUCAUCCCUUGAAAAUGAACCGUGAAUGCCAUGGCAUUGCGUUCGGUGGGACCGCAUCCAAAAGAGGGAGGGGAAAAUAUUCCAAAUUACUUGGCUCAUUUGUUCUCUGUU
Molecule: messenger RNA, 3184 nt
Organism: Pseudonaja textilis
Lineage: Eukaryota; Metazoa; Chordata; Lepidosauria; Squamata; Elapidae
Source: RefSeq, a predicted model, not a curated record